Molecule: messenger RNA, 1316 nt
Organism: Myxocyprinus asiaticus (Chinese sucker)
Lineage: Eukaryota; Metazoa; Chordata; Actinopteri; Cypriniformes; Catostomidae
Product: U6 snRNA phosphodiesterase 1-like
Exons: 7
Coding region: 246-890 (214 amino acids)
Biological process (GO): U6 snRNA 3'-end processing
Cellular component (GO): nucleus
Molecular function (GO): 3'-5'-RNA exonuclease activity
Source: RefSeq, a predicted model, not a curated record
UUACAUAGGUUUGAUCUUUUUUAUUUUUAUUUUAGCAUGAUUGUUAAUUACAGUAGUAGCAGCUCUGAGGAGGAAACUGAAAAUUCUAAUAAAGAUGAUUCCUCACCUCCAAGAAAAAGAGGAAAACCUGACACUACUGAAACAAGGUUUGCAGUGAACCUUUGGAUCAUGGGUCUGCCAAAAGGACAGAAGAUAAGGCAACCCACAAAACACCUCGUCUACCUCUGCCUGAGAGUGUGAAGGAGAUGUUCAGAGAAUCAGAUGAACAGUGGACUGAUAACAGUGAAGAGCAUGGAGGGCGAUUGCGGUCCUUCCAGCAUGAGCGGGGCAACUGGGCGACAUAUGUGUUCUUUCCAUAUAACCCUGAGGACUCUUUCCUGGAGCUUCUCAAUGAAAUGAUGGUUGUCGCAGCAGCUCACGGCAUCCCUCUGACCCCAUCUGAAGAGUUCCACGUCAGUCUGUCAAAGACAGUGGUUCUGCGACACCACUGGAUCCAGCCUUUCAUCCAGUCCAUUCGGACCAUGCUGACACAGUGCCGGAAGUUUUUCUGCAUGGCCGAUAAACUGAGGGUGUAUUCUAAUGCAGAAAAGACCAGGACUUUUCUUGGAUUGGAGAUCUCUAGUGGGACAUCUCAGUUGCUUGAGCUAAUCAAACUUGUGGAUGAAACUAUGAAGGAAUUCAACCUCAGCACCUUUUAUAAGGAUCCAUCUUUUCAUGUAAGCCUUGCCUGGGGUGUGGGUGAUCACACAGACAGACUGAAAAGUGCAUGUUUAUCAGAGUUGCAGGGACUUGUUGAUAGUCACGAAGAUGGUCCAUUUCACAUAAAGUUAAACUGCACAGAGCUCCGCUGCAAAUCAGGAAACAAAGUCUUUCUGUUUCCCCUCCAGUGAUCAUGAAAUGUACACCAUUUAGUAAUAUGAACUGAAUUCUUUUGAACAUUUCAUGUUUUAAAGUUUUCGACCUGAAAUACUAACCAUAAAACAAGAAUAAGCUAUUCUUUGUUACACAACAAUACACAUUUUUGGUAAAGAAAAAUGUAUUGUACAGAAUUGCAACUUAGUGAUUUUUCCAAAUCCAGAGCAUUGACUCUCAAUAGUCUGUUAUUUGAGCAACAAACAGUCUUGACUAGUUAGGAUUCUGGUAAAACUUGCAACCCUUACUAUCCUUAUGCAACGCCCCACAUCCUGUAACUGAAAGACUUAGUUCCACUUUCCAUUUGUUUUGCAUCUUAAAAUACCAGUUUUUUUUUUUUUUUUUUUUAAAUAAAACUGGACCAAUUUUAACCUUCCAGUGUAAUUCCCACAACCCUUUAUAUA